Messenger RNA from Racocetra persica, 222 nucleotides. The record is from the annotation of a GenBank genome assembly. Lineage: Eukaryota; Fungi; Glomeromycota; Glomeromycetes; Diversisporales; Gigasporaceae.
AUGCUAGAAUCUUGGUAUCAAAAGCUCAAAUAUGAUAUUUUUGAUGGAAAGCCUAAUCAUUGUAAAGAUAUUCUUAUUCAUGAAGAAAUUCAACAAUAUAAACAAAAAGCAAAAGCUUUAGUUCAAAAAGUAACUAAAAUAAUUGCUGGACGAUAUUGGAUAGUUUCAUCUGGUUCAAAACCUGAUAUAAAUUAUUUAGUUGAAAAAAAUAUAGAAUUUUAA